AUGAGCCUGAGGUCUGGACAGCUGCUGGCCGCCACCGCCGCCAGCAUGGCCUACUGUGACGCACCGCCGCUGGGCGCCGCCAACGAGUCGGCGUCUGACCACAUGGAGGAAAUGAGAGCGCUCCAAUACUACACGUACGGUGUGGCUAUGCCGGUGAUUUGUGCUCUGGGCAUCGUGGGCAAUCUGCUCAAUCUGCUGGUGCUGACCAGGAAGAACAUGAAGAGCGUCGCCUAUUGUUACAUGAGAGGGUACGCCACGUCGUCGCUGGUCGCGCUGCUGCUGGCCGUGCCGUUCUGCCUGCGGAUCCUGUUGCACGGCGAGACGCGCUCCUGGUCGCAGUACGGCGUCGCCGUCUAUUUCGCCCGACUCGAGCUCUACCUGGGAAACGGCUUCAUCGGCCUGUCCGUGCUGAUGCUGGUGGCGCUGACAACAGAGCGAUACAUCAGUGUGUGUCACCCGGUCCGCGCUCACAACCAGACCAACGAGGGCCGGCGGGCGCGGCUCACCCUGGCCCUGCUGCCCGUCUGCACCUUCAUCAUCUUCUCCCCCUACACGCUCCGUAACAGCGUCACCGCCUGCCUCGCCAGCGACAACAGCACCACCUACCGCAUCGCCGAGAAUCUGGCCUUCACCCAGUCCGUCUACUACCUCGUCUACAAGUGGACGCUCAAGAUUCUGUACAAGAUCGCACCGACAGUGGCCGUCACCUACCUGAACCUGCAGAUCUACUGGUCGUACCGGCGCGUGUGUCGGAAGCGGCGGGCGCUGGUCCAGCUGUCCCGCGAGCAGCGUGCGCAGCAGACAGACGAGCACCGGCUCAUGAUGCUGCUCGGCUCCACGGCCACGCUGUUCUUCUUCUGCAACCUGCCUAUGGUCAUCCUGAGCGUGUCCUUCACGCAAGCCAUGAUCCGGUCGUACUCGUUCCAGGUGUUCCGCGCCGUCUCCAACGUGCUCGAGAUCGUGAACUAUUCGCUUACUUUCUACAUCUACUGCCUGUUCACCAAGGAGUUCCGCGACACGUUCUUCAAGACGAUCGGCCUGCGCGAGCACAGCAGCGUCCUGCCACCCUCCAAGAGCUCCAAGACGGACGUCUGA
This is a messenger RNA of Pollicipes pollicipes, 1095 nucleotides long. Its product is annotated as putative G-protein coupled receptor B0563.6. The coding region runs from base 1 to 1095 and encodes 364 amino acids. Gene Ontology annotation, cellular component: membrane. Gene Ontology annotation, molecular function: G protein-coupled receptor activity. NCBI's taxonomy places the organism in Eukaryota, Metazoa, Arthropoda, Thecostraca, Pollicipedomorpha, Pollicipedidae. The transcript has 3 exons. The record is from RefSeq and is a predicted model, not a curated record. Gene Ontology annotation, biological process: G protein-coupled receptor signaling pathway.